AUGCUGCAGCAAAGCCAAUCGACAACUGGUCAGGAGGAAUCAGCUCUUCGAAUCUUUCCACCAAACACUUCACUCGAAAUGGAAGUAAACUCAGCAAUUAUCAGAUUCUUUAGAGGAAUUCUUAUCAAUGUCAGCAGCAAUACUUCUCUCCUACAAAUCUUUGACAACUGUAUCAUCGUUUUAUUCCCAGGCGCCUUUAUUGUCCUCGACAUUUUGUUGGAGCGUAUGCGCCAUGAGCACGUAGUCGACGUUUUCGCCACCGUCCAGCACCUGCGUGGCCAGCGCAACUUUAUUGUACAGACAGAGGAUCAGUAUGCCUUCAUCUACGAGGCUUUGGUAGAGGCGGCCGCCUCGGGCAACACAGAGGUGCCGGCGCGCCACCUCGCCGAGCACUGGACUCGACUUACCGCACCCUUGCCACCAGGCAUUGCCAACGCGAGAGGGACGAGCCUUGAAGUCGACUGCCCCGUGCCACUGACGGGCCUCGAGCUGGAGUUCAAUCAACUGGCGGCCACGUCUGCUCCGCCCUCGACGCCCGGUCGCCAGACGAGGCCUGUCAUCCGACGCAUGGCAUCGAACCAUGAGAGGUCGAGUGGACGUGGCUCCUCUGGCGACCGGCCGUCCGGCCAAUCGCCUGAAGCCAGGAAGUCAUCCGGCUCCGGCUCUGGCUCCGAAACCUUGGGGAAACAGACUCCAGCGGCCAUGUUGCCGGUGAGUACCAGUACCUUAUCGGCGGUUCAACCGUUGCCACAGUUGCUAGUGGCAGAAUACCCCAACGAAAUUGUAUCCCAGGGCUUGAUACGAAAGUUGUCUGCCCUAACU
This is a messenger RNA of Protopolystoma xenopodis, 822 nucleotides long. The record is from the annotation of a GenBank genome assembly. NCBI's taxonomy places the organism in Eukaryota, Metazoa, Platyhelminthes, Monogenea, Polystomatidea, Polystomatidae.